This is a messenger RNA of Aspergillus uvarum CBS 121591, 1466 nucleotides long. Its product is annotated as FAD-dependent oxidoreductase. The transcript has 3 exons. Gene Ontology annotation, molecular function: FAD binding; D-amino-acid oxidase activity. The coding region runs from base 230 to 1336 and encodes 368 amino acids. NCBI's taxonomy places the organism in Eukaryota, Fungi, Ascomycota, Eurotiomycetes, Eurotiales, Aspergillaceae. The record is from RefSeq and is a predicted model, not a curated record.
GUCAACCGUACUCUUUAGUAGCAUGCAUCUCUCGUACUAUGAGUCACAAGGCUCAUUUCAUAAGCAGCCAGAUCCAGCAUGCGGGGAAACAACAGCCUUAUCUAUACCGAUAACCCCACUCAACUCCAUCAACAACAACGACUGCUCCAACCACCAUCUCCAACAUCAAAAACACCCUCAAACACACCAAUUCCCAUAAUCAACACCAUCUCAGCACAGCCCAAACACAAUGCCAACCCAAGAACCCUCAACAAUCGUCAUAAUCGGAGCUGGCGUAAUAGGCCUCAGCACAGCCCUCUACCUCCAAUUCCACAUCAACAACACCAACACCACCACCACCAAAAUCCUCCUCCUCGCCCGCGACCUCCCGCACACCACCUCCCUAAACUACACCUCCCCCUGGGCCGGCGCACACUACCGGCCCGUCCCCGGCACCGACUCGCAACACCGGCGCGAAGCCUCCCAAGCCCACCGCACAUACACCCACCUCAAGUCCCUAGCCAGCACGCAGCCCGGCGCGGGCGUCGCGCGUUGCCCCGCGGUGGAGCACCUUGAGCAGCCGCCGCCCGAGUACCUCGAUGCUGUGGCCGUGCAGGCCGCGUAUGCCCACGUGGACGGGUUCCGGGUUCUACCGCCCACAGAACUGCCGGUGGGGGUGCGGUGGGGGGCAGAGUAUGAGACGGUCGUCAUCAAUUCACCGGUGUAUUGUCAGUGGAUGCUCAGGGAGUUUGUGCUGCGCGGCGGAGAGGUGCGGGAGUAUACGUUGGGGGAUGUGCGGGAGGCGUUCUUUGUGGGCGGGGCUGGACAGGAGGGAGGAACGAGAAAGGUGAGGACGGUGGUCAAUUGUUCGGGGUUGGGGCUGGGGGGUGGGGAUGGAAAGGCUUUUAUUAUUAGAGGACAAACCUGUCUAGUUCGAAACCCUUGCUCCGUGACCAUGACCCGCCAGAAUAGCGAUGGGUCGUGGUCGUUCUGUAUCCCCCGGCCGCUGGGAGGCGGCACGAUCAUCGGCGGCACUAAGCAGCCACAUGACUGGGAUCCGAACCCGUCGCCGGAGACGCGAGCCCGGAUCCUGGCGAAUGCGGCCAAGUGGUUCCCUUUUGCCGAGGGGAGUGAAGGGAAGUUCGAUGUCAUUCGAGAUAUCGUCGGGCGGCGACCGGCCAGAGAGGGUGGCAUGCGGAUUGAGGUCGAAUGGCUGGAGGCCGGCGAUGGGGAGCGCACGGUUGUCCAUGCUUACGGGGCGGGUGGACGCGGCUUUGAGCUAUCGUGGGGUGUAGCUGAGGAUGUGUUUAAGCUCAUGGCGGAGCAUGGUCUGGUCCAGCAAAAGGCCCUGCUAUAGGUGUUUGCUUCUGCGAUGAAGGUUCAUGAUUAACUGGGCCGUGGUAUAGCCAUUUAUAAUCACGACCACAGCAAGCCCUGAUUCCUGUGGCUCGAAAUUUUGUGUACAUUAUGUUUAAAACUCCCUUCUC